This is a messenger RNA of Musca domestica (house fly), 1776 nucleotides long. RefSeq names its product serine protease grass. NCBI's taxonomy places the organism in Eukaryota, Metazoa, Arthropoda, Insecta, Diptera, Muscidae. Gene Ontology annotation, biological process: proteolysis. The coding region runs from base 108 to 1481 and encodes 457 amino acids. The record is from RefSeq and is a predicted model, not a curated record. Gene Ontology annotation, molecular function: serine-type endopeptidase activity. The transcript is spliced from 6 exons.
CUUGCCGAUUCGCAUGUGUGGACAAGAAAUAAAAUAUUUGCACAUAAAAUAGUGAAAUUUAUUUUCGAAAGAAAUAAUAAUAAACAAUUAAAAAAAUAAACAUUAAAAUGGAAUUCCAAGAAUUCCUCAAGACCUGGCUUAUGGUCUUAGUAGUUCAUAGUAUUUUUAUUAGCCCGAUAUUUGGACAAACAAAUGGUGUUGCGCCCAAUGCCUAUACAAGCUGUUUUACCCCCGACUACACCCAAGGCUACUGUGUUCCAAUGGCCAAGUGUCGUCGCAUUGAAUGGCUUGUCCAGAAUUGGUCACCACCCUAUCCUGAGCACAUUACACGCUACAUACGUCAAAGUCAUUGUGGCACUCGGGCGAAUGUGCAUUACGCCUGUUGUGCUUUCUAUGAUGUCAACGAUAGCAAUUUGCAGCAGCAUCAUUUGCACUUACAUCAGCAUCAUCACGCCCCUCCACCUCGGCCUCUACAGUUUCCCGGACAAUUGCCUAAGCCAUCACCUUCGCCGUCCAUGGUUCAUAAUCCCCAUUAUCCCUAUCACAGUGGUUCACAGGUGUUGACAAAUGGCGAGGCGGCAAUUGCCCCAAACUCACCACCAGCACGAUUCCAUCAUCGUCCCGCAGUGAAUUAUCUACAAGCUCCGCCGGGUGAACGUAUUCUACGUUCAAUGCCUUGCGGACAUUUGAAUGGUGAUCGCAUAGCAAAUGGAGAAAUUGUCAGACUUUCAGAAUAUCCUUGGAUGGUGUUGUUGGAAUCGAGAGGAUGGAAGAAAUCUAGGCAGCGUUUUCGCUGUGCCGGGACAUUGAUCACAAAUCAAUAUGUUCUCACCGCAGGGCAUUGUGUGGAGCCAAGUAAUGAGGUCUUCUCCAUACGUCUGGGUGAUCAUAACCUCAAAACCGAACAAGAUUGUGAAAAUUACAAAUCUAGCCGCAAAUGGAAUUGUGCACCGCCCUAUGAAGAUGUUGGCAUUGAAAGCGUUUUUCUACAUCCCAAUUAUAAACUGCAUCCCAUACAACAUGAUAUAGCUCUGAUACGCCUGCAGAGGCCGGUGACAUUUAAUACCCAUAUCAAACCGAUUUGUUUGCCCUUGGACUCGGCGGUGCAACCACACAUAACCUCCCAACAAAUUGUGGCCGGUUGGGGGGUGACAGAGAAAGGUUACGCCUCGGAUAUUUUGCUCAGGGCUCCCAUAGCUCUACAAAAUAUUGCGAUAUGUCAAAAUUUCUAUCCUCACAAUGCAAUUGCCCCGGAGCAAUUUUUGUGUGCCGGUGGCGGAGCCGAUAAGCGUGGCACAUGUCGGGCCGAUUCGGGAGGACCCAUGUUUGCGGCCGUUCCCUACGAACAUCAGCAAUUGCGUUACGUUCAAUUUGGCAUAACAUCCGGUGGUGGUUACGGCUGUGGUGGCAAAAAUAAUUCACCCGGCAUUUAUACGAAUAUACGAACUUAUAUAACCUGGAUAAUUAGUAAUAUUUUUUGAACAACAACAACAGCAGCAACAACAACAAUGCUAUUCUACAUAAAUCAAAUGAAAGGAAAUGUGAUUAAGUUGUUGUGAAAAUUCAUGAAAAAAGUAGUAGUGUUUGAAAUAAGUUGUUAUAAUUGAAUUACGUCGACAGACAUGUGAUUAUGUUUUUUUUUUUUGUUUGUCGGGAGACGGGUGGGAGAUGACGCUUUGAUAAUUUUCACAAUUAGAAGUUUGGUUUAAUUAAAUAAAUGAAUAUAAUUAUAUAAAAAUACAUAUAUGUAUAUAAAAAAAAUACAAAAAACACCUA